This is a messenger RNA of Erpetoichthys calabaricus (reedfish), 2865 nucleotides long. Its product is annotated as kelch-like protein 17. The record is from RefSeq and is a predicted model, not a curated record. Gene Ontology annotation, molecular function: protein binding. The coding region runs from base 886 to 2529 and encodes 547 amino acids. NCBI's taxonomy places the organism in Eukaryota, Metazoa, Chordata, Cladistia, Polypteriformes, Polypteridae. The transcript is spliced from 4 exons.
CUUGCAGUGGACUGGCACCCUGCCCAGGACUAUUUCCUGCCUUGCCCGCAGUGCUGCAUGGCUGAUCUCUGGCUUCUCCUGAACUGAAUGAAGGGAGUGUCCCACUGUUCCAUUGUUUUUGCCCUUGCCCUUCACUAACACACACCUACUAGUUUUAAAAUGUGUUUGUGCUGUAUUUUAUAAUCUACUAUAAUAAUACAAUGCUAUUUAUAAUUGCCCAGUUAUUUUAAUCUUUCACCACAGGUCCUAAUUCAAUUACUAAAGGAGAAACAAGUGAAACGCUGGAACAGCGUACUGCGGGAAUGUUCACUAAGGGCCACAUUCUCAUUUCUUCUGCUGAUGAAGCAUCAGAUUUCAGCGGCCGUGUGGCUGGGGGGCUUCCAGCCGCCUGACGUUGUCUUAAAAUAGCUUCAGCCCAAGCCAUGAGAACUGCUGAAUCGUAGCGCCUUUCAAAGCUGCAACUUAUAUUUUUCUACUCCAUUUUUUUUUGUAAAUCCUGGACUUACUCUGUUUUCUGGGCCUUUCAGGUUGUACCGAGAUUGGUCUUUAAAUAUUUUUUUGUCUUCCGUCUUGCUAUAGGCCUUUGUUGUGAUCUGAACAGAAUAGCAGUAUUUCAGGAAGAAAAUGAGUGUGUUUAUAGCUGCUGUAUAUGUCCUAGUAUCAUUGAAGAGACUAUGUGAUGUUGGCUUGCAAUUCUUUAUCAUGGAACUUGUUUUUGAGAAAUUAAAUUAAUCAUCUUAUAAUAAAUGUGUUCUGCAUUUCAUUUCAACAUUCAGUUAAAUACAGAAAAGCAGACCAUUAAUCGUUUUAAAACUACUGUAGAAACCUUUAUCAACGUGAAAAAAAAGUAUUACGUCUUAAGUGAAAGAAAGCAUACAAACGCAAAUGAGCCCACCGUAUCAAUCCUCAUUUUCUCUCUGGACUAUUUUUGUUUGGGGAAUUACAACCAUCUUUAGAUGGCUACAGAAAGUUUUCUCUGUUGUCUGCAUAUGGCUGCUUGGUCCUGGCAUCUCUGAGAACUGCCGUGAAAUGAACAAUGUACAGGGGACACUGGACAGACCACCAGCUUUGGCAGUUUACUCAUCUGGAAAAGAGACGGAGGAGCUGGCCACAAUACGGACAAGUGGACACACAUUUCAGGCAGAUCUUAGAAGGCUGACUGAGUGCAGUGAAUAUUUCAGGGCCUUGUCUCAAUCCCAAAUGAGAGAGAUGAAAGACAACAUCAUCGAUCUGUCCCACAUUCCUUCCAGAGCCUUUUGCAGUUUCCUGGAGUUCUCCUUUUACCAAAAUCUUGAAGUAACUGAAGUGGACCUCCCGGAGUUCAUAGAAGCUGCUAACUACCUGCUGGCCAAUCAUUUUCUCGCAGCGUGCCUGCGGUUUCUAAAAAUUGUUCUGACUCCAGAAAACUACCAAUUCUAUUUGGAUUUUGCUAAGUCCAUUACCUGUGAGGAAAUGCUGGUUGAAAUAUACAGCUACCUGAGUGCACACAUGUUGGAGCUGUCUUCUGUAUGUCGCAGUCUGGAGCUGAGCGAUAGGUACAGGAUCAUUACGCUGAGAUCAGAAGGCAGCCUCUUCCUAUGCACCUUGAAAAAGGAGAACCUCACGGCAGGAGAGGGUAGUGGAAUAGAUGCCGCCCGUUUCUUGUACCUGUUUGAAAGCAAUGAAGAAACUGGAACGUGGUCCCAGGGUUCAAAGCUCCCUUUUCUGGCUGACAAAUGGAAUUUCACUACAGCUGUGUUGUAUAAUUACCUCUUUGUAAUUGGAGGGUAUCGGAAAAAGGCAAAGAAAGGAUUUGAAUUCCACAUGGCAUCCUUCCGGUAUAAUCCGAUGACAAACUGCUGGGCCUCAGUGGCUCCACUGCUUAAGCGCAGACGGCACUUCAGCACAGCAGUGUGUGAAGGGUACAUUUUUGCAGUUGGCGGGUGGUACCUGGACUCCCUCCUAGCACCUGAUUCCAGCACAGCUCUUUACACUGCGGUUGAACGCUAUGAUCCUUGGUCUGACACCUGGGUGUUUGUUUCUUCCCUGCCUCUCACUGACUUCAUCUUCUCUGUGUCUCUCUCUCAUGAUAUUCCUUUAACAACUGUACUGGAGGACUGCAUUUAUGUUGUUGGAACCAUCCAAAGAACAGGGGAGAAACUUGUGUUAAAGUAUAAUGUUAAAGAAGAUUCCUGGAGUGAGCUUCUUCCUACUUUGACUCGGGCUGAUACAGAACUAUCCAACCUCUAUUUCUUGGGAGCAGUGGACAAACUAUACUUAAUUGGAGGAAAUAGCCAAGAAAACAUUGUGAUGACAUUUUGUGUAAAGAAACAAAAAUGGGAGAAAGUGAAGACCAUGCAGAAAAUAGCAUUAUCAGGUCAAGGAGCUAUAUUGCAUCACACAGCUUACAUGCCUGCAGCUGAACAGAACGCCAUACUGCGGAUAGAUCUGAAGUCCUUCUCAACGGAGCUGCUACCUCCUCUCCCAAUCUCCUCCUUCUAUGAGGCCGUUUUUCACCUCUGUUUCAAGAAAGACAAUCAUAUAUAUUAAUAAAGCUUGGGUGCAUUAUUUAGUUUAUAAUUUUAAAUAAGCCUAACUAUAAUGAACCUUCCUGUUGUUGUUAUUUGUUGUACUUGCCCCUUUUUAAUGCCCUUAUUAAAAACCUUCCCUGGCAAAGAUGAAACUUUGAUUGAACUUACUGAUUGGAGCCAUCAUAUGUUUUCUUCUUCUGUAAUCACUUUGUAUCACAUUCAUGCCAGUCACUUUAAAAGCCUGGUCCUGGUAACAAACAUUCUGGAGGUUUUUGAGAGCGCACAACUCCAAAUACAUUCAUUAUGGCCAAAAAUGCUCAGCAUCUCCCAUUAAAGCUAAAAACUAGGCCUCAAG